AAGAAAAAAAAAUGAAGAAGAAGAAGAAACCCAUGAAAUCUCACAGUUAUUGUUUUCAAUGCCAGUAAAUAUUUUUUAGAAGUUCAAAGGCCAAAAAACAAUGAAAUGAACUAAAUUUUCUUGAGAAACAAGAACAAAUCACUACAGAAACAUAAUUUUAUGAAAAGAAGAAAUACCCAAAUGAAAAACUUACCUCAGAACAAUGAAAAAUACCCAAAUGUCUAGGUUCGCAACGAACCUCACCUAUAGUUGCUUACAUCACCUUUCACCAACCCAAAGUUCAAAACUCAUAAAAGAAUCAACGCUUGCUUCCUAAUAUUCACCUCUCCCGUACCGACCCAAAAGCGGCCAAGCAGCCAUAGUAGACUAUGAAGUGCCCGACCGCCCGCCGCCACCACCCCAACCCUCCGCCUUUUCUCCACCUUCCUAGCGAUGGAUCAGGCCAACUCCUUACUCUCCCUCACGAGGCCGAAAGAAAAACCUUCAAACUCGACUUCGUCCAUUUCCGGUUACAUUGGCCUGCUUGCAUCUCAUUUUCGUCGUUUCGGAAUCUUCAAUUCCUGGGUUAAUUAGGUCUUCUGGAGACUGUAGAAUCCUGUUUUGAUUUUGGAGAUGUCGUUAACUGCAAUUCAGAACAUUGCGCGUCCGACUAGCAUUGGGUUGUCGAGUGCAGUGAAGAGAUGCUUGUGGGUUUCAAGUAGAGCAGUAAUCGACGCAGCCGCCAGGGACGGCGAGCUAAGGGUGUUCAUUUUUGCAGGGGAGGUUAGUGGAGAUACCAUUGGUUCUCGCCUAAUGGCUUCUUUAAAGAAGCUCUCUCCUUUUCCAAUCCGUUUUUCAGGCGUUGGAGGGUCAAUGAUGUCCAAGCAAGGUCUACAAUCUCUGUUUCCAAUGGAGGAUAUUGCACUAAUGGGAAUCUGGGAAUUAUUACCUCAUUUGUAUAAUAUCAGGGUGAGGAUGAAGGAAGCAAUAGAGGCUGCUUUACUCUUCCGGCCACACGUUGUUGUGACAGUGGACUUGAAGGGGUUCUCUUUCCGUUUCCUUAAACAGUUAAGGGGUAAUUAUACCACCCUCUUGGAGUUAGGAUCCGUAUUGUUACUUGUGAAAUAAGUAUGCAUAGGAAAAUAGGGGACUGGUUUUUGCAGCUAGAUAUGAUGAGCAAAGGUUGGAUGGUUCAGUUCACUUCCAUUAUGUAGCACCCUCAUUCUGGGCAUGGAAAGGAGGUGAAGCAAGACUCAAAGGCCUGGCAAAAUUUGUAGAUCAUGUCUUGUGUAUUCUCCCAAAUGAAGAACCUGUUUGUCGUUCAAAUGGACUUCCUGCAACCUUUGUGGGCCACCCCAUUCUAGAAGAUGUUUUGGAGGGAAAGGAAACAAUGGCUGAUGAGUGGAGAAUAGAAGGAAAUGGUGAAGACUUCCGAAUAAAAUAUGAUGUGCCUUCAGGAGCAACAGUCAUCAGCCUGCUACCUGGAAGCAGACUACAAGAGGUUACCAGAAUGCUUCCCAUCUUUGCAAAUACAAUGCAACAACUGAGAGACUCUUAUUCUGAGUUGAUGAAUGUUAUCCUUGUGGCGCCUAAUCAGCAUGUGGAUAAGUACGUUUCUAGAGCAAUUCAUAAUUGGCCAGUGCCUGCUAUACCAAUUCCUGGAGGAACACCAUAUCUGAAAUAUGAUGCAUUCAAUGCAAGCAAAGUUGCAUUAUGUACCUCAGGAACGGUUGCCAUGGAAUUGCAACUUGCAAGGUUGCCUUGUAUUUGCACUUACCGAGCCCAUCCUCUUACCGAAUGGGUUAUUCAAUAUAAAGCAAAGAUACCAUACAUUUCACUACCCAAUAUUCUGCUGGAUUGUCCCGUUAUUCCUGAAGUACUUUUCGAGGCAUGUUCGCCUGUAAAGCUAGCUUCCUGGCUCAACGAACUUAUUGGGGACAAAGCCCUUCAAGAGAAGCAAAUUGUUGCAGCUGGAAAGGUAAUGGAGCUUAUAUGUCCUUCAAAAAGACCCGUUAACAAUUUUGGAAAGCAGGAUACUGGAUUGAUCAUUUCUUCUUAUAGCCCAAGUAUGAUCGCAGCAUCCACCAUACUUGGCUUUGUGAAGCCAUGACAGCUUAUGCUAGAAUACCAGAUAUCAUCUGUAAUUUAAUUCAGAAAGCUGCUGAAAAGUUUGAACUCGGUACUUAGAAAGCAAGCUGCAAGUUUGAACUCGGUACUUAGAAAGCAAGCUGCAAGUUUCUUUAAAUUAUUGCAUUGUUUUCGUUCGCUGAAUGAAUGUAACACCAACCCGGAUAAUUUUGUUACCGAAAAGAAUGAUUCCAUAAUUGUUGCAUUUAUU
Rubroshorea leprosula is the source of this 2317-nucleotide messenger RNA. Lineage: Eukaryota; Viridiplantae; Streptophyta; Magnoliopsida; Malvales; Dipterocarpaceae. The record is from the annotation of a GenBank genome assembly.